AUGUCUUCAAUCCAGCUUCAGUCGUCCUCUCAGGAUCUACAAGUGACAGCGCAAGGUGUAAAGGUUCUCAUGUCAUUGCUAUCCCAGGACAAUGUCAUCUACAGUGAGGACUGCCUCACGCUUAACAUCUGGACGAAGCCUCAAACUGGAGAGACAAAGAAAGCUGUUCUCUUCUGGAUCUAUGGCGGCGGUUAUACUUCGGGAACAACAGAUAAUAAGGGGUACAAUGGCAAGUACAUCGCAGACUCAGAAGACGUCAUUGUCGUGAGCGCCAACUACCGAGUGGCUAUAGAAUGGGUCCGCGACAAUAUUGCAGCAUUCGGCGGUGACCCUAACAGAAUCACCCUCUUCGGGCAAUCGGCUGGCGGCAGCUCUGUCGAUCACUUCUCGUACGCGUGGACCGAGGAUCCUAUCGUAGCCGGUUUCAUCGCUGAAUCAGGCACUGUCUUCACACCGGGCACGCCAAAAAGCGCGGACUCCGUGGCCCAGACGUGGUACAACAUUACUGCCAGCCUCGGCUGCGGCAACGCGAAUUCAGGAAAUGCUAGUGGCGUCCUCAAUUGCAUGAAGAACCUGAACUGGCAGACUGUGCAAACUGCGAGUAUUAAGUCCCAGUCAGGUGGGCUCUCAAGCGGGUUUGGACCCUCAGUCGAUAACAUCGUCGUUUUUUCGGACUACGCAAACCGAUCGGCUAAGGGCAAUUUGAUCAAGCGACCUCUAUUGAUAGGCUCGAACAAUUAUGAGGCAGGUUUGUUCAAGGUAAUAUAUGGCUUGAUGAAUGUGACGUACCCAGACGCAGAGUGGGACUUCCUUCAAACAUCACUGUUUACUUGCGCUAUCUCGGAGCGAGCACUGGCGUCCGUUUUCAACAAAGUGCCGACGUGGCGGUACCGCUACUUUGGUAACUUCCCCAAUCUGCAGCUCAGUACAGUUCCGGACUCAGGGGCUUGGCACGGCAUCGAGACAUCAACAAUAUUCGGGACCGAUCUCGACAUCCAAAAUGUUCUGGGUCGCACCGAUGCACAAGAGCAGAUUGCGAACUAUGGGUUGCCCAAUUAUCAUCCUCUCCGAUCGACCUUGCUACGGCUUGCGUACAACAACCAAACAGGCCCCAAUGUUGCAUACCCUGCUAAGUAUGAUAUCGGGUGCGUUGUGGAUGGACCGUUGAUAGAGGCUGUGGUGGGCUUAGGGCUGUUAUGA
Molecule: messenger RNA, 1200 nt
Organism: Phaeoacremonium minimum UCRPA7
Lineage: Eukaryota; Fungi; Ascomycota; Sordariomycetes; Togniniales; Togniniaceae
Product: putative carboxylesterase protein
Exons: 5
Coding region: 1-1200 (399 amino acids)
Molecular function (GO): cholinesterase activity
Source: RefSeq, a predicted model, not a curated record